This is a messenger RNA of Daldinia decipiens, 2357 nucleotides long. RefSeq lists its product as uncharacterized. Lineage: Eukaryota; Fungi; Ascomycota; Sordariomycetes; Xylariales; Hypoxylaceae. Bases 350 to 2317 code for a protein of 655 amino acids. The transcript has 3 exons. The record is from RefSeq and is a predicted model, not a curated record.
CCCCGGCUCGCGAUUCAAUACUCCUGCAAGGGGCUUUAUCACACGCAUCUUCCCGACCCGGGCUCAACACCAAUAGCUCGGUAACCGUUGUCCGCAUGAAAUCUCUCAUGACAACCUAGCAAGAUCGGAUCCUAGUACCUAGGCAGGAAAACCUGAACGAGAAAGAUAGGAAAGAUAGGAACGAUGGGGCUGUCGACGGCUAGAUGCUGUCAUGUAUGCUUUAACCCUGCUCUUCGUUUCAACGCUGUCUAUCAUUCUUCUCUUCCUUCUUUCGCAUUCUUUUCCGUCUUAAUGACAUCGUCCUGGCGACAAGUACUAGUUCACGUCACUCGUUAUGGGCUCAUGAAUAAUGUUGAAGAGCGGGCUCUUGCGGUGUUGUCUACUAAUCGCGCUGGGCACGAUAGAGAUAUGGGCUAAAGAGGAAACUGGGAAAGAUGGCGAGUUGAUAUUACACAAUGUGGCUAGGGUGCCACGAGACGAAUAUUCAUUCUUAUGGGAAAGGGUUAAUCAUGCAGUUGCCGAGGAGGAGGAUGUGGUCAAGAGAUUCAUAGUAGAAAGGAUACCAGACUCCACGAGAAGGAGACCCAAAGAGCAGGCAGCUCCAGCUCUCACAACUCCCCAACCAACACCGCCGCCGCAAAAGCGCCAGGACGAUGGCCAGAUCCAGGCCCUCUCUCAACAGCUCCGGUCACUUUCAGAGUCCGCGACCCAAGCCAUAUCAUCCGUAUCAUCAAGCGCUUCUUCGGCCAUGAGUCUCGUAUCUCAAUCCGCACAAUCUGUCCGGCAAUCUGCCGACCAAGCGGUCCAGUCUGCCAACCAGAACGCCGACAAUGCUAACCGGCAAUUAUCGCAGACCCAAUCGUCAGCAAGCAGUGCCGUAUCUGCGGCUAGCGCGCGUGCGAGCGAUGACAUCUCGCGAUCGCUGUCAAGUAUGAGCAGCCGGAUCUCGUCCAACUUGGCCAGCGUUCAGAGCAGCGCCAGUAGCGCAAUUAGCGCCGCUAUGGUGGAGGCAAGAUCGAGCGCUGCGAACGCGGUAAACAUAGCUGCGAGUCAAAUCCAGGAGGCUCGGGCUGAUGCAAGCGGUGUUAGGGGCGAUGCAAAUUCUAUCGUAUCGCAAGUACAAUCUAACUCUGUCUCUGCAACGAAUGUCGCUAUAGUAGUCACUGCGUCAGUGGUCGGCACAGCUAUACUAACAACCAUCGCAUCGUGCUUCAUCGUACGCUAUCGACGAAAUAAGAAACGUGGUCGCGAGGGUUUAGCUACGGCAAUCAAUAGCAACAACGAGAUUCAGUAUGAAAACCCAAUCGCGGUACGCGGUACGCCGGGAAGUCCCCGUUUUACGCCGUUCGGUGGUGGGACUGGCUAUCCCAUGGAUAAAUUCAAGCUUCCAGACUUGACCUUGAGCCCCUUUUUGAAAAAGAGGAUCGGCCAAGAAACCCCAAGCGAGAUUGGUUUCGCGAGAAGUACCUACAGUAAUGAUGACGGUACAGCGUCCGUCAAUAACGACGUCUAUGGCGUCUCGCCGUCAAGCUUCAGGUUGCAGAAAGAUAAUAGCAUCAAGAGCGCAAAAAGUGUACGACUUAUCAGAGUCGGCAGCAAUAGUAAUAAAGGGCAAGAAAAGGAGAAAGAGGAAGACCAGAAAGCUCCACUUAGUCCGAUACUCUCCCCAGCGCUACCGCUCCCUGUAGAGACGCCGAAAGUGCUGGCGGCACCGGUUGCAGCGUCAACACAACUCCAGCCGCAGCUCUUUUCGCCAGCUUCGCCAACCAUGCUAGCAUCACCUACAGCACCACAGAUUGCAGAACCGCCACGAGCGACCACUCGGUCUGUUCGAAACUCGGAAGCGGCAGAGGAGCCCGUCAUAAAUCCAGUUCAAAACACCUCAACAAUGACCAGUCAGAACCGACUCCGAUUUCGUGACAGCAGCGAUGUGGAAUCAGCCGAACCCUCACCAGCGAACUGGACACUAUCAACGGCCCGUACCGUAACCGCGGUGAACCCGAUGCGGAACACGAACACAGCUAGCCUGCGAAUGACAAUCAUGAACACCAAUGGUAGUGACAACGGCCAGUCGCCGCCUCGGCGUCCCAAGAACGCGGGUGCUAGCUUUGCCACGUUCCCCAGGGUGCGCAACGGCCUGCCAAAUGGUUCGGCCGCCGAGGCUAUCAUGAACAAGAACCGCACGGGUUUAAACGGCGUCGCGGCACGGCUGCGCGAGGAGGCAGAGCGUAGAAAGCGCGAAUCAGCUGGGGUUGGCGGUGCUAGCGACGCGGUGAGGUCGAGCAGGGGCCCGAAUUGGCCUUUCGGCGGUAACUAGGCCAUGUCUGUAUGUACCUAGGGUAAGACUGGUCAGCAGA